Messenger RNA from Caenorhabditis briggsae, 1107 nucleotides. Bases 1 to 1107 code for a protein of 368 amino acids. Gene Ontology annotation, cellular component: plasma membrane. The transcript has 7 exons. NCBI's taxonomy places the organism in Eukaryota, Metazoa, Nematoda, Chromadorea, Rhabditida, Rhabditidae. The record is from RefSeq and is a predicted model, not a curated record. Gene Ontology annotation, molecular function: GTPase activity; calcium channel regulator activity; GTP binding.
AUGGACUCACGUCGUGUCUCUCUGCCGGCAUCACUCGCCGUCUCUCACCCAUACUUUGCCACUUAUCACCAUCAUCAGCCACGCACAUCGUCUGUCUCAUCAAGUAAUUCCAAUUCGGUCAACGCGAACAGCACCAUGCUUUUGUCGCCCAACUUCUCGCCAAGCCCAUGUCCAAGAAGAUCCCUUCCAUCCACCCCACUUCCAAACGGAUCCCGUCGAAGUCUUCCACCAACCCCACCAACUCCAGCAUUCUCCUCCACCAGCGAGCACGAGGAGCUCUUUGUGAACGAUGUGCAGAAUGAUGAGCCGGAAUUUCCGCCACGCAGCACUCGCCUACGCAGUUUCGAUCUUCGCGACGGACACAUUUUUGACAAAGGAUUCCAGAAGAAACCCAGCGACAAGGAUCUUUUGAGUGUCAACGGAACUGGAUUCAGAAGAGGAGAUAGCCGCCGAGCCACUUGUCCAGACAUUUUUCUGUUCGACUCACAAAACUGCCUUAUGAAGCACGUUGUUCUUCGGAUCUAUGGAGCAAGAAAUUGCGGAAAGAAGAGUCUCGCCAAUCGAAUCCAUCAUUUCGCAACCAGCAUGGCUCCAGAGAAAGUUGAUCCGGAUGAGAACGGAAACGACUACACCAAAAUGACGACGUUUUUGUUGAAUGGAAGAGAAGUGACACUGGAGAUUCUUCUAGAGUCUAAUCUGGAAAAUUCACCAUUCCGACAAUCAAAAACAAUGUAUAUUGUGAUGUAUAACAUGGAUAACAGACCAUCGUUUAUCUAUGCGUCACAGAUUUUGGAGAGAAUCACCUUGGCCAACUUGAACAAUCCAGUUCCACUUCAACUGUUUUUGAUUGGCAACAAGUGUGAUUUAAAACGAAACCAAGUGAUUUCAACGAACGAGGCGAAAUCUGUGGCAAGAACUUUCAAAUGCGAGUUUCUCGAAGUUUCUGCACUCCUUGGAAUGAACACCGAGGAGACGUGGACCACGAUUCUCAAGGAAUUACAGGAACCCUCUGAACGCCGACGCCCAUCUUGGGUCGAACGUCUUCUGAACCGAGGCAAAGGUGUCGCCAAGUCGGCGGAGGAAGUCUUCCAUCGAAUGCUCGCCUAA